Molecule: messenger RNA, 1791 nt
Organism: Solea solea (common sole)
Lineage: Eukaryota; Metazoa; Chordata; Actinopteri; Pleuronectiformes; Soleidae
Gene: gfral
Product: GDNF family receptor alpha like
Exons: 9
Coding region: 40-1233 (397 amino acids)
Biological process (GO): nervous system development
Cellular component (GO): external side of plasma membrane; signaling receptor complex
Molecular function (GO): signaling receptor activity
Source: RefSeq, a predicted model, not a curated record
UGGUCUUCAGUAUCACUUCACAGCUUCACCACGGCCAUCAUGCACCUGACACAUGUGGAGGCUGUCGUGAUCCUUGGGAUUGUUAUUCCUCAGAUGUCCAGCCUUGUCGCUUCAUCUGCUCCCUCUGACUGUUUGGCUGCUGUGGAUACCUGCGUGUCUGAUUUAUGCAAGAAUGGACAGGCAUUUUACAACGCGAUGUGCAACAAUGAAGGGUGCCAAAUAAAAGGCUCAGAGGUUUGUAACAUGACCAUCCAGAAUGUACUGGACCAAUUUCCCACUCUGCGAGGGUGUUUGUGUGCCUGGGAGGAGGAGGAGGAGGAGCUGUGUGACUCCAUACAAGCACUGGCCACACAAUGCCACAGACAGCCAGCAAAUCAGCUGAAGAGGAGCACAGUAAUGGACUGGAAGUCAAGCACUUUAAUGGGCUACGAACAUGAUGGCGCUGGAUCCUGCUCUGACCAGAUGAGAGUCUGCAUCAGUGACGCCAUUUGCAACAAGCACAUGGCCUCAGUUCUGCAGGCGUGCACGGCAGACCUCUGCAACCAAGACCACUGUCGGCAAGUGACCCGACACUUCUACGGCAGCAUGCCGCAGAACGUUGCGGAGAUGCUGCUCAUGUGUGAGUGUGAGGUUUCGGAUCAGAGCUGUUUACAGAUGAAAACUGCCCUGCACAGCGGCACGUGUGGAGACAGGACCCUGAGCUGCCACGAUACAGUUAAGCAGUGUCAUAAUGACAGAAACUGCAGAGCCUUGUUAAAAGCUUUUCAAGCCAAAUGCUGGAGCUUUGUCAACGGCGAAUGCAGCGACAGUGACCUCAGCAGUGACGGAUGUCCCACCAUCAUGGAUCCAGCGCUCAUCUCCGGUGCAGACUCUGAAUGUAAAAAGGCUUUCAUAGCCACCCUGGGCACAGUACUUCACCAUCCCUGUUCAUGCAAAGGCGUGCACAAGGAUGAUCUCCAUACCUGCAACAUGGUUCACAACGUACUUCAUAACAGAACAAUCUUCAUGACAUCUUGGAGAAGCAGCAGAGGUUCUUCCAUACCUCAAGGAAGCGGUGAUUCUGAGCAGAGUCACACCUGGGCGUAUGAUCAUCUGCUGUAUGCUUUUACAACUGUGCUUCUUAUUGGCGUAGUUGUGUUAAUGCCUCUGGUUAUUGUGGGUACAGCAUGGAUGUUGAGAAAGAGGGAGAGAACAAAAUUUCGCCGUCCACAUAAAAGUGUUAUGAUUUUCUGAUUCAUUUACAGGAAAGUCUCAAUCAAAAUAACACAUUUUUAUUUGCUGCCUAUACUGUAUGUAAUUCAGAAAGAUUUUAGAUUUCCUUUUUUGUUUUGCAUAAAAACAUGGAUCCACAUACUCACCAAACAAAUGUAGAGUUGUUUUUGCAUGUUAUGUUGUGUCCCAUUGUCUUGUUACCAGGUGAUAAUGUUACACUGUGUAAUUAGUCUGAAUAUAUGUAAUUACAGAAUAUCUAAUCAAAGGGUUGGCCAGAAAAGUAAACUUUGUUUUUCCAUUAGUUAUAAGUUUCAAAGUGAUCUAUACACUACUACUUUUGAGAAAGAUGAUUACGUACAUGGGAACUUAAAAUUUGGAAUCUUUAGAGAAACCCAUUUCUCUCUUCAGAAUGGAUCAAUGCUCCUGAGUCAUUCAUCUUUAUAACUGUUUCACAUAGUGUCCAUCAGCCUUUAUGAGAACAUUGCACAUCUGACAAGUUGAAGAUUGCUUCAUGUCAACACUUUAAGCGAUGAUUUAUUGAUGCUCGAGGCCUCGGCUGUAUCUCAAAAUAAAUAUAUG